AUGAAGCCCGCCAACAAGCAUUUUCGAUGUACAGUUUGCCAGCGAGGUUUUACUCGCAUUGAUCACUUGAAAAGACAUCAACUUAGACCUCUCGACAAGCAUAGCCCUAAUACUUACAGUGAUAAUCUUCGCGAUCAUUACUCCGACUGCGUCGAGCGUGGGAACCGUCAGAUUCCGGAGACAGGCCAGAGAGGCCGGCGGCGACAUGCUUGUCAGUCUUGCACUUCGAUGAAAUUGCGCUGCGAUGGCAACAGUCCUUGUGAAGCCUGUGUGAAAAGGAACAUUCAGUGUAACAAUGAACGCACAGCCCGCCAACAUACCUCUGUUUUCUAUGAAGGAUCCUCACCAAAUAAGCAAGAAAUGUAUCCACAGGCAUCUGAUCGCGGAUCGAUUAAAUUUCUCCUGAAUGGCGGCACGGAGACCUUUACAGAAGGUUUCCAGCUACCUCCACGAAGCGACCGUCCUCGUGAUAUGGCAUGCUUGAAUAAUGAAAUGGAAGAUGUGGUCGGGGCAGGCUUUCCGUUCGACGCUGGAGUUACCCCAGACUAUACUCCUGCCUUUAUCGAUUCCGACCCUGUUUCAUUUCAGUUUUUCGAAGACACUUUUCUCGACUUUUUCAAUGGACCUUUCGGCGAUGGCCAGAAAUCUUUGGAAGAUCCCUUCGCCGGGCAAAUUUAUCAGACGGCCAUUGCUACGCCGGAUUCCAGUAUCGGCCUGUCAGCAGAUCAAGCAAUUUUUGAGCCUGAGCGCCCCUUUGCCAUGGCUCUGAUCCAAGCAAUCUUAGCCAGGGCGUGGACGGUGCCUCUGGACGUCAAAUCGCAGGAGGAAAUAUCCUCCAACCUCAACUAUCUUCUUACUACUGCCCGCAUACGCAAAUUCACCUCGCUAUACUUCAAGUAUUGGCAACCCAGUUGCUCAAUGAUCCAUUUCGCAUCCUUUGAUCCAGAAUUAGCUUCUUUGUCACUUUUGGCCUCGGUUGUGUUCAUGGGAGCAAUGUACAGCCCAGAUCAAAGAGAGGUUCACAUUGCAAAGAGAUUACUUGACUUUGCCGAGCUUUUCAUAUUCUCAAAUCAUAUCUAUUCCCCGGAAAGUGAGAUUGCAACAAUAUUUACUGGUGGUUCUACUCCAGAUGACAACACGAACGAUUGGGUUACUUUCCAAAAUUUCCAAGCCGGCUUACUCAUAUCGGUAGUGCAGUAUUGGGCUGGUAGUCGCGCUUCUCAAAAUCGUGCGAUGGAGAAUCGCUUCAGUGAAGUUAUCAAGGUCAUGCGCCGUUUGGGUCUUGUAAAGUGUCGACACCAAUUGGACGAAAAAUCCUCAGAAGAACUGUGGAUUCAAAUAGAGUGUCGAAUUCGUACUGUUGCCACAAUCUCGCUCCUAGAUUGUGCAUUCUUCUUCUAUCAAAACUAUCCCUGCCGGUUGACAUACACCGAAAUGGAAAACGAUCUUCCAAGCGAAGAUGCCCUUUUCCAAUCCCCACACCCUUUCUCAGAGCCCUUCUUCCGCUACUCACGAAAUCUCACCAUAUACGACUCAUUUCAAAAUCUCUUCGAUUCAUCUGACGGAUCUGAAAUCAAGACCAUGGACUUGACUAUUUUGGACAUGUUUAUUCUCAUUCAUAGUAUGGCAUCUUCAUCUACCUCGUCUGUUGGUUACUAA
Penicillium taxi is the source of this 1659-nucleotide messenger RNA. RefSeq lists its product as uncharacterized. Gene Ontology annotation, cellular component: chromatin. Gene Ontology annotation, molecular function: DNA-binding transcription factor activity, RNA polymerase II-specific; zinc ion binding; RNA polymerase II cis-regulatory region sequence-specific DNA binding. Gene Ontology annotation, biological process: regulation of transcription by RNA polymerase II; DNA-templated transcription. The transcript is spliced from 6 exons. NCBI's taxonomy places the organism in Eukaryota, Fungi, Ascomycota, Eurotiomycetes, Eurotiales, Aspergillaceae. The record is from RefSeq and is a predicted model, not a curated record. Bases 1 to 1659 code for a protein of 552 amino acids.